Molecule: messenger RNA, 762 nt
Organism: Gregarina niphandrodes
Lineage: Eukaryota; Apicomplexa; Conoidasida; Eugregarinorida; Gregarinidae
Exons: 2
Coding region: 1-762 (253 amino acids)
Source: RefSeq, a predicted model, not a curated record
AUGAAGGUUACGGAGGCGACGAUUUACGUGAAUGGUCAGGCCAUGAUCAAGGCUCGUCAUGGUGAUGUGAAGGUGAAACGGUCUGGGGGACAGUCAGUGGUUCGUAUCGAAACCCCAUGUCUGCUGCACACGACGUCAAAUCUGGCGGUGGUUGCUGUUUCUACCAUUCCAUGUCGUGUGGUAAAUAGUAGGUUUGUGGAACGACAUGUUACUCGUGAGGCACUCGUUGAGUUGAUGUCUCCAGACGUUAAGGAGAUCUACAAUGAUCUCAAGCAGUCCUUGCGCAAACACGCCCUUACUGCAAGCCGAAUUAGGUCUCUUGAGAACAAGAAGAACGUGUUGGAGAAACUGUGUUCCAACAUGGUGGACCCAAGAACCCUUUCCUGCACCAUGAGACCCGGAUUCGGAGGCCCAGGGUUUGCGGGCCCAGGUUGCGGAGGUCCAGGGUUUGGGGGUCAGGUAGGCAUGCGUGGACCAUGGCCGUUUCGAGGAGGACUUACUGCUGACCCGUCCGGUUUCAAACCCUGGCACAACCACGGACCCGGUUGGCAGGACGGUGAACCGCAGGGUGUUGAACCGCAGGACGGUGAACCGCAAGGUGUUGAACCGCAAGUCGGAGAAGGUCCGACCAGUGAGCUGAAGAACGGAGAAGAGGGUGAGUAUGAAGAGUGUCAGUGUGAAGAAGGCGAAUGUCAAGAAGGUGGGAACGCAGCUGAGACGGGCGUUGUGGUCGAGACGGGCGUCGAACCCGCGAUCCUGUAA